AUGCUCUCCCUCCUCCUGGCCGGCCUGACGCUGGCUGCCGCGCAGACCACCAGCGUCGAGUAUCCCACCGCGGCCGAGAUCGAGGCGGCGCGUGCCUCUGUGCUGCCUUACUCGCCAGUAUCCAACGUCAAGGGCAAGGCGUUCAGUCGCUUUGUCGACAUCUGGCUGGAGAAUGUGGACUACCCUACGGCCAGUCGCGACCCCCAUCUGGCGGCGCUGGCGAAAGAAGGCAUCCUGUUGACCAACUACUGGGCCGUGACACACCCGUCCGAGCCGAACUACUGCGCGUCGGCGAGCGGCGACACGUUCGGCAUGGACAACGACAACUGGCACCAGAUCCCGGCGAACGUGUCGACCAUCGCGGACCUGUUCGACACCAAGAGCCUGGCCUGGGGCGAGUACCAGGAGGGCCUCCCCUACGCGGGCUACCAGGGAUACGAGUACCUGGCGGCGUCCGGGGCCAACGACUACAUGCGCAAGCACAACCCGUUGAUCCUGUUCGACUCGGUGACCAACGACGCGCUGCGGCUGCGCCAGAUCAAGAACUUCAGCAGCUUCUACGAGGAUCUCGAGCACCACAGGCUGCCGCAGUACAUGUUUGUGACGCCCAACAUGACCGACGACGGCCACGACACCAACGUCACGUACGCCGGCAAGUGGACGUCGGACUGGCUCACGCCGCUGCUCAAGAACGACUACUUCAGCGACGACACGCUGGUGAUGCUGACCUUUGACGAGGCCGGCAACUACACCUACAUGAACAAGGUGUACACCUUCCUGCUCGGCGGCGCCGUCCCGGACCAUCUGCGCGGCACCACCGACGACACCUUCUACACCCACUACUCGGUCAUCGCCUCGCUGUCGGCCAACUUUGGCCUGCCCUCGCUGGGCCGCUGGGACUGCGGCGCCAACCUGCUGAGCCUGGUGGCCGAGCAGACGGGAUACGUCAACUACGAGGUCGACACCACCACUCUCUUCUCCAACGAGACGUACCCGGGACCCCUCUCGGCGAACGAGUACUCGACCUACUCGGACGUCUGGCCGGUGCCCUUGACCGCGGGCGAGUGCUCGGCGGGCAACGGCAUCGUCGACGUGGUCAAGAAGACCUACAAGGGCCGAGAGGCGACCUACAAUUACACGGCGCCGUUUCCUUAUAACGCCAAGACUGGGAAUAACGUCGGCGUCAAGUAUAGUCGCAAGGAGAACGGCAAGGUCGAGGUUUUUGAGACAUAA
Messenger RNA from Penicilliopsis zonata CBS 506.65, 1233 nucleotides. RefSeq lists its product as hypothetical. Gene Ontology annotation, biological process: phospholipid catabolic process. The transcript is spliced from 2 exons. Gene Ontology annotation, molecular function: hydrolase activity, acting on ester bonds. The record is from RefSeq and is a predicted model, not a curated record. Lineage: Eukaryota; Fungi; Ascomycota; Eurotiomycetes; Eurotiales; Aspergillaceae. Bases 1 to 1233 code for a protein of 410 amino acids.